Entelurus aequoreus (snake pipefish) is the source of this 1372-nucleotide messenger RNA. Its product is annotated as RNA-binding protein 24-like. The transcript has 4 exons. Gene Ontology annotation, molecular function: mRNA 3'-UTR binding. Lineage: Eukaryota; Metazoa; Chordata; Actinopteri; Syngnathiformes; Syngnathidae. The coding region runs from base 206 to 898 and encodes 230 amino acids. Gene Ontology annotation, cellular component: cytosol. The record is from RefSeq and is a predicted model, not a curated record.
GAAGAGUGAUGGACGUCGAGCGGGUCCGAAGUGGACCACGUGGGGGGAGGGGGCGUGGUUUGGAGGCAGAACUCGGGAGCGAGCGCGUCGGUUCUCUUUGGGCCGGCAGAGGAAGCGAGGAGGGCCGCCGAGUCCUGAUGGUGUUGACUGGAAGAAGAAGAAGAAGAAGAAGUCCACAGCAGACGCUCCCGUGACGUCAUCUAAGAUGCACAGCACGCAGAAGGACACCACGUACACCAAGAUCUUCGUGGGGGGUCUGCCCUACCACACCACGGACUCCAGCCUCCGGAAGUACUUCGAGGUGUUCGGGGAGAUCGAGGAGGCCGUGGUCAUCACCGACCGCCAGACCGGGAAGUCCCGAGGAUACGGAUUUGUGACCAUGGCUGAGCGCUCGUGUGCCGAGCGAGCCUGCAAGGAUCCUAACCCCAUCAUCGACGGCCGCAAGGCAAACGUCAACCUGGCCUACUUGGGAGCCAAGCCCCGCGUCAUGCAGCCAGGUUUCACUUUCGGAGUCCCGCAGAUUCACCCUGCGUUCAUCCAAAGGCCUUAUGGCAUCCCGGCCCACUACGUGUACCCCCAGGCCUUCGUGCAGCCCAGCGUGGUCAUCCCCCACGUGCAGCCAGCCGCCGCCCCUCCCGCCGCCUCCUCGCCUUACAUCGACUACACGGGAGCGGCCUACGCGCAGUACUCCGCCGCCGCCGUUAGCGCCGCGGCGGCGGCGGCGGCAGCGUACGAGCAGUAUCCAUACGCGGCCUCCCCCGCCCCCGCCGGCUACGUGGCCACCGCCGGCUACGGCUACGCGCUCCAGCAGCCCCUGGCCGCCGCCGCCGCCCCGGGCGCAGCCGCCGCCUUCGGCCAGUUCCAGCCGCAGCAACUUCAAGCCGACCGCAUGCAAUAGCGGGAUGCUGAUUGGUCGGCUGAGAAGCAGGAAGUAGACGACGACGUAGCGGCCAAAAAAGAAGCAAAAAGUGCUUUUGUCAUCAUUGAUAAUCAGGGAAAUGUUUGACGUCUGUCAGGAGCCUUCCAUCGAUGCUGACCCCGUUGACUCCGCCCCUUGACCCCCCCGCCCCCCCCAGCCUCCUUUGUCCUCCUGACCGACGCAAAGCAAGCAAAUAAACAAAAGAAGAACACAAAGAGGAAGCUGUGUUGUUGUGCUGGGAGGAGGGGCAGGGGGCGGGGCUAGUCGGGGUGUGGGUCGGACCGUGCCCCCCCCCGCCAGAACCCCCCGCCCCCCUCCAACGCCACACAGACGGAUCACUCUGGAAGGUCGUUUGUUGACUUGUCACAUUUUAAUCCCAAGUUUACAGUCCGACAUGGAGCCCCACCCCCACCCCCCCACACCGCCCCACACACACACCCCUGCACCCCUUUG